Plasmodium yoelii is the source of this 1101-nucleotide messenger RNA. RefSeq names its product thioredoxin-like protein, putative. The transcript has 4 exons. The record is from RefSeq and is a predicted model, not a curated record. Gene Ontology annotation, cellular component: nucleus. Gene Ontology annotation, biological process: proteasome-mediated ubiquitin-dependent protein catabolic process. Gene Ontology annotation, molecular function: ubiquitin binding. The coding region runs from base 1 to 1101 and encodes 366 amino acids. NCBI's taxonomy places the organism in Eukaryota, Apicomplexa, Aconoidasida, Haemosporida, Plasmodiidae.
AUGAUUUCUAAAAGUGAAAUUGAUAAAUUCUUGUUAACUAUUGAAGAUGGAACAGAAGAAACGGCUUUGUAUUAUUUAGAGAUGUGUAAUGGAGAUAGUGAUAGCGCAGUAAAAUUAUAUUGUGAAAUAAAUGGCGACAGAUCUUUGCGAAAUGAAAAUAACCAAAUAAUAAAUGAAAUAAAUUAUGAAAACCAAACAACUAUUGAAGAGACAUUAGAUGAUGUAAUAAGAAAUGAAUCCAAAGAAAAAGAAAAAAUAAAAAAAUCAAAUAAUGAUGAUUCUAAUGAUAUAGAAUAUGUUAGAGAACCAGAUAAACAUUUUAGUCAAGCUUUAAUUAAUGAUAUGGAUAAUUUAAAUUUUGUACAUUUUAAUGAUAAAAAUAAAAAUAUAAAAAAAACAAAAAUAGAAUUAGGGGAUACAAUUGGAAAACUUUUUUCUUUACCUGAAUUUUUAAUUUGCCCUUUAUCAUUAGAAGAUGUAAGAAAAAGAUCAAAAAUUGAAAAUAAAUAUAUUAUAGUAAAUAUACAAAAUUCAGAAUUUGAGUCGUUAAAAUUAAAUAGAGAUAUAUGGAAUAAUGAAACAAUUCAAGAAAUAAUAAAAGAUUCAUUUAUUUUUUGGCAAAGAGAUGAACAUGAUCAAGAUGCGAUAAUAUUUAUGAACACAUACAAGAUAACAAGCCUUCCAUGUAUAUGUGUUUUAUGCAAACGAACUGGAAGAAAAUUAAAAGUAUGGAACACAAAAACAUUUAACGAUCCUAUAUGUGCUCAAUCUCAAUUAUAUGAAUUAAUUGAAACAGUUGAAAUAAAACCUAAUAAUAAUUAUAGUACUAUAAAUGUUAAUAAUAAAAAUGUAGAAUUAAAAAAUGAGUUGGUUAAAACAGAUUAUGAGCAAGUUAAUCAUUAUCUUUCAAAUAACAUAAAUAAAGCUUAUACAAAUGAAAAAGAUGUUACUAAUUGUGUAAAUUCUCAGCCAAAUAAUUCACAAAAAAAUACAGACAAUGUUAAAAUAGAUAUGACUGAUCAAUUAAAAGAAUAUGGCACAAUAAAUAAUGAACUAUUAGAAUUGCACAAAUUUAGGAUGCAACGAGCUCAAAGAAAAUAG